Molecule: messenger RNA, 3377 nt
Organism: Fusarium verticillioides 7600
Lineage: Eukaryota; Fungi; Ascomycota; Sordariomycetes; Hypocreales; Nectriaceae
Exons: 3
Coding region: 2159-3133 (324 amino acids)
Molecular function (GO): RNA binding
Source: RefSeq, a predicted model, not a curated record
AUGGCUUGAUGAUGGAGGAUGACGGUUUAGAAAGGGUUGAGUGGAUGAUGGGGCAUUCAGCACGGGGCAGGGACAAGGGAUAUCUCGACAGGGAUGGAGCCUUUCACUUUACUUGUCUAAUAUUCUUUCGUCUUUCUUUUCUUUUUCCUCUUUGCUUCCUCCACUUGAACACACAGUCAGGCAGUCAGGUUACACUUUUGACUUUUACAGGCGGUUGUCACUGUCAGUUGCGGCGCAGGGAGGUGCCGGACCGUAAGGUAUCCCAAUCCCAACAUCUCUUGCUUGCAUAAGGGCAGUUUUAGUGAGGUGGAUGUGGACGUGGAUGUGGAGGGGGAGGGGCAUUUCUCUAGACACUUUUGUUUAGUGUCGAGUCUUUGCUUUUGCUUGUGCUUGUGCUUGUCGACAAAGAGGCAGUGCGGCCGUUGGACAGUCCACGUUUCAACGCUAUUAAAGACCCUUUUGCACUUCGAUCGUCAUACAACUGAGGUGAAUGACUCGCUACUCCGUAGAUGCGGUCAAAUAACUCCAAUAGUCGACUCCAUCAAUAACAGAACCAUCCUGUUUCAAGGGUCCCAUCCUUGAUCUUGGGACGUCGGGAUAAUGGAACGGAUUCCCCAACCCUCGACCUUUCAGCUGGGUCAAUAUGCACCAUGUUGCGCCUCUAAGCUGCAGAUGGCCUCGGCUUGAUCAAGAUAUGUCAUAUGGGGCCCGAGAGCCUCCAUGUCGGCUGCGCAGUGGCUGAUUAGACGUCCAUCGCAUAUUUCAGGGUUGACUCAACACCAGCAUCAGCAGCAAUCAUCUGCAGCUGCACGCGCAAACGCACAUACAUACAGACAGGUAUGCACCCGGGAGCUGGGGUACCUCUGCCGUAGCGUAUCCCUUAGAAACCGAGAUGGCACAGGCGACAUAUAAAAGUGGGGAAGGCCCCGGUAUUUAUUGGCUGUCGAUCGAUGCGCCACAGAUACCAGCCUCAAGGAGGCAUAGCAGUGAGGACAAAAGUCACGAUCUGCAAGCUGCAUUAUUAAAGGUACUUAUAUCUUAGUACUAAUAACUAGUAAGCUAAAGUACCUUAGAUACUGCAGAUUUGAUUGGUCUGACCUGAUGUAAUCAGGUAUCGUGUGCCAUCUCGGUUUCUAAGGGAUGUAGCUUUGCAGCGCGGGAUCUGGACGUCUGUAGGCCAGUCGCUGGCGCCAUGACAUCGCAUGGCAUGACGGAUAGUCGUGAUAGCCGCUGCCUAAGUCGAGCUCGUGCGUGGACCAAGAGCCCGGCUGGCAUUACAACCUGAGACACAUCAUGUACGUGCGUGUGUGUGCAGUGUGCAGUGCAGCGUGUCUUUAGUGGCAUGAAUUACGUGCCGGCCUACGGAGUAGAGGGAAAUAACUUGGAAAAAGAAAGGUUGAGACUACUAACACAGUCGGACAAGGAAAAAGAAAGCAGUGCGCCCCUAACUAGGUAGACCCGAAAAUGCAGUUCGACAGUGAGGACACCUGAAUUCUGAUAGCCUCUCACUGGAGAAAAUCAUUACGAUGCGCCGUUUUCUACAGAGUACGAGGAAACCCUUUUUACAGUGUCUGGUUAGGCGGCUCUAUCAUGGAAUGGUACAAGGCAACUGCUCUGGCAGGAUGGACCGUUAUAGUGGCCAGCCAGUAACUUUAGUGCUUUAGGUUCUUAUCCAUGAUAUUCCCGGCAGUCAGUAUCUCGGCCUCUCCCGCCCUCCCUAGCUUCCCUUACUAUUGGGUUGGGUAACGGGUUAUCACAUCCACCCUCACAUGAACAGCCGAUCCUACUCUGUUCUCAUAUUUUCUGUACGUCUUGUCGCGCGUAGAUCGAUUCUCUUUAGAAGUCCACGCCCCGAGUGCAGCCUCAACUGGAAACCCAUUCGAUAGGUUCAAUGAGGGGAGGCACCUACGGACGGAUACUUACACAAGCACUAGCGGCACGCUUCCGAAACAGCGCUAGACUAGUUCGGUCCGGAAUAUUUCCUGCCUCAAAAAAAUUGUCCUGCACUGACGAUCAAGUCAAGCAAACAACACGGCGGCACGACCCAAUCCUCCCACUCCCAGGACUAUCAAUCACACUGCACCCGAAUAGCCUAUUCUGCAUCCCCAGCUCCACCUAUACGAUACUAUUUCAGAACAAUCCACCGUAAUCACCGACAAUGAAGAGCAAGCGCGCAAGAGAGACCGCCGAAGUCGAUGAUAAGCCCAUUGCUUCUGUUGAUUCUGAGGCCCCAGCCAAGAAGCGCAAGCGCAACGAGGAUGAUGCUGCGGAUCUGAAGAAGGCUAAGAAGGAGAAGAGAGACAAGAAGUACAAGAAGGAAUCGCGCAAGGAGCGCAAAGACAAGCGCAAGAACCUCCAGGACCUCCCCGAGCAGGAUGAUGACGAAGAGGCGGCCGAGGACGCUUCAAUGGCUGAAGCUGAUGACAAGCCUGUGGAUGCGCCAGUAGAGGCAGAUAAGCCUGCGAAGAAGGACAAGAAGAAGAAGGACAAGAAGCUUAAAACUGACGAGUCACAACCAAAGGACGACGCCAACACCGAUUCCCAACCCAAGGAGGAAUCCAAGGAGGAGUCAAAGAAGAGCAAGAAGGACAAGAAGAAGCAAAACAAGACCUCCGAAACAACGACCACCAACGACGAGUCUGCUGCCGGCGCUGAUGCAGAGGCUGCUAAUGGCAAAGGUGACCGUCACAUUGUCUUCGUCGGCAACCUGCCCUUCACCGCCACUGCCGAAACAAUCAAAGCCCACUUUGCCUCUCUCAACCCAGUGUCUGUUCGCUGCAUGAGUGAUCCCAAGGAUAGCAAGCCCUGCCGUGGUUUUGCCUUUGUCGAGUUCGAGAAGGUCUGGCAUAUGCGAACAUGUCUCGACAAGUUCCACCACUCCGAGUUCUCAGAUGGUGUUUCUUAUCCACGCCGCAUAAAUGUCGAGUUGACUGCUGGUGGAGGUGGCAAGACAAAGCAGCGCCAGGACAAGAUCAAGGAGAAGAACCGCAAGCUCGACGAGAACCGCGCCAAGCGCAUUGAACGUGAGAGGAUGGCAAAGGAAGAGAACAAGGGUAAGGGUGACACUCGCAAAGCUGGAGAGGAUGGUAUUCAUCCAAGUCGACGCGCCCACAUUCCUGGCAACCGCUGGUAGAAACAGCUCAACAGGCCCCGAGUCAAGGGUGUGAAGCCUAAGAAGUAGGUUUGCGAGGGUCUCUAAAUAUGUUUUAAUGAUUGUACUGGGAUCGGAUACACAAAAGUUGAUUGUGCAUUUAUAUGAUAGGUAGUGAGAGAUACCCAAAGGAAGUCGAUCUUUGACCUCACGAACAAACGAUGAAUUAUAUUUCUAUAUCACUACUUCUUUUGACUGAUUCUGAGAUAUUUCUGCUUCAGGUGAA